Messenger RNA from Labeo rohita (rohu), 4262 nucleotides. It is a transcript of the gene acsbg2, whose product is annotated as acyl-CoA synthetase bubblegum family member 2. NCBI's taxonomy places the organism in Eukaryota, Metazoa, Chordata, Actinopteri, Cypriniformes, Cyprinidae. The transcript has 15 exons. Gene Ontology annotation, cellular component: endoplasmic reticulum; membrane. The record is from RefSeq and is a predicted model, not a curated record. Gene Ontology annotation, molecular function: long-chain fatty acid-CoA ligase activity. The coding region runs from base 174 to 2435 and encodes 753 amino acids.
CGGAGGAGGGGAAAGCUCUGUGUUUGAAAACGAAUGUGCUACAUGCACAUUUGUAGGGUGUGAGGAAGCGGCCAUCAUUUUGGAGUCAGACGUAAAGGAAACCAAAAGAAACAGGCAUUUCAGCUUCUGAUACGGAAAAGCCAAAGACAGAGCACGUUUUCUAGCCUGUAACGAUGCAUUUGACCGCUUGUGAACCUACGGCCAUGUCCACAGCUGUAGUGAUGGACCAUCCAGGGGACGCGAGCCUCCUCCAGUCCUGUGGAACAGCAGACAGUCUCGCCUCCCUGGAAGAUGUCGCCGCUGAGUCUACAGCAAAUGACUCAUCGGAGGAGGAAUCAGCAUGUGCCAGGGAAGUGCAAUCAAAAACCAAAGCCGAACAGAGCAUGCACACAGAAUCAGGUGCCACCCCUCGUCCCAACUCCCUCUCCCUGCCGACUAAAGGCUCAGAGCUCUGGACUACACACAGGGAUGGAGAGGUGAAGCUCAGAAUGGGUGAGUCCGGACCUGAGGCUGAACCUCCUUUGACUGUGAACCAGUUGUUCACUAAUACAGUCCAACGCUUCGGCAACUACAACGCGCUGGGCUGGAAAGAGGGAGAACGGUGGAACACCAUGACCUACAACGAGUACUACAAGUCUUGCCGCAUUGCUGCCAAGAGCUUCCUUAAGCUUGGUCUGGAGCGGUACCAUGGCGUCGGUAUUCUCGGGUUCAACUCUGUCGAGUGGUUUAUUGCUGACAUCGGGGCUAUUUUAGCUGGGGGUUUUGCUGUGGGCAUCUACACCACCAACUCGCCUGAGGCAUGCCAGUAUGUGGCAGAGAACUGCCAGGCCAACAUCCUUGUGGUGGAAAACCACAAACAGCUGCAGAAGAUCUUGCAGAUCCAGGACAAGUUACCACACCUAAAAGCCAUUAUCCAGUACAAAGAUGAGCUGAAAGAGAAAAAGCCCAAUCUCUACACGUGGGCAGAGUUUAUGGAGCUGGGCCGCGACGAGCCUGAUGCUCAGCUGGAUGAUAUCAUCAGCUCCCAGAAACCUAAUCAGUGCUGCACACUGAUCUACACAUCCGGAACCACGGGCCAGCCAAAGGGAGUCAUGCUUAGUCACGACAACCUCACAUGGACAGCAUUUGCAACUGGCCGAGAUGUGAGCCUCACAGAUGCAGAUAAGCAACAGGAAGUGGUCGUGAGCUACCUACCACUUAGCCAUAUUGCUGCACAGAUGAUUGACAUCUGGCUUCCCAUGAAAGCAGGAGGAGUCACGUACUUUGCACAGCCUGAUGCACUGAAGGGUUCUUUGGCUAACACUCUACGUGAGAUACGCCCUACCGCGUUCUUGGGUGUCCCACGGGUGUGGGAGAAGAUGCAGGAAAAGAUGAAGUCGAUCGGAGCCAAAUCGUCCACCGUGCGUCGGAAAGUGGCAUCCUGGGCCAAAGACGUGGGCCUGCAGACCAACCUCAACAAAAUGGAGCUUAAUGGCAACCUAUCCAGAAAGCCAUUUAACUACCGACUGGCGAAGCGUCUGGUGUUCCGGAAGGUUCGUAAAGCGCUGGGACUGGAUCGCUGUACGAGGUGCUACACCGGAGCAGCUCCCAUAACCAAAGACACACUAGAGUUUUUCCUCAGUCUGGACAUUCCUCUGUUUGAGCUCUACGGCAUGAGCGAGAGCUCUGGACCGCACACCAUCACAGUGUCCGAUGCCUUCAGACUCACCAGCUGUGGAAAGGUACUUCCAGGCUGUAAGACGAAGAUCUUCAACCCUGACCCUGAUGGCAAUGGAGAGAUUUGUUUCUGGGGUCGUCAUGUGUUCAUGGGCUAUUUGAACAUGCCCGAUAAAACCGAAGAGGCUCUGGACGCAGAUGGCUGGCUGCACUCGGGUGACCUCGGCAAACACGACCAGGACGACUUCCUGUUCAUCACCGGACGCAUUAAAGAGCUCCUCAUCACAGCCGGAGGUGAAAAUAUUCCCCCAGUGCCAAUUGAGGAUGCAGUUAAAGAGGCCGUUCCGCUCAUCAGCAAUGCGAUGCUUAUCGGAGACAAGAGAAAGUUCCUCUCAAUGCUGCUCACCAUUAAGUGUCAGGUUAACAAUGAAACGGGUGCUCCCGAAGACGAACUGACUCCUGAGGUGGUGGAAUUGUGUCAAAAACUCGGCAGCACAUCCACACGAGUCAGCGAGAUCGCCAGUGGCCGUGACCGACUCGUAUACAAGACUAUUCAAGAAGGCAUCAACCGCGUCAAUGAGAAAGCCACCUCUAACGCCCAGCGCAUCCAGAAAUGGACCGUCUUGGAGAAGGAUUUCUCCAUCUUUGGCGGAGAGCUGGGGCCCACAAUGAAGCUCAAGAGGCCAGUGGUCAUGAAGAUGUACAAAGACCAAAUUGAGAACUUUUACAAAGAAGUCUUGACCCCAACCACCCCAGACAACCCUCUGCCUUCUAAAUAGGUGUCCAACAAAAGGCCUUGUCACCCACUUCAGUUAUCGGAGACAAAGAGACUGACACGGUCUAAAAACACACACACACUUAACAUAGGAACACCACUCAGACCUUGUGUUUUGCUUGGUUUUGCGUUAAUAUUUGUUCAGGGUUUUGUACUUGUUGUUUAUUUCAUACUGUUUACAUUUUUCUGUGUUAUAGCAAGAAGGAAAACUCGUUUAUGAAACAAAAAGCCAUUUUUUUUUAUUUUAUUUUUGUGGUGAUUUACUAUUUAUUUUCUUGCCUAAUUAUAAUGAAGUGUCUUUUGAGCCAUGUUCUCGAUUUAUAUGUAAGUGCAGGUGAUUUGAAUGUCUGUGUUUAAAGAUACCAAUUAAUUUAUGGUUAAAUUUAUCAACAAAGUUUGAGAAACCUUAAUAUCUAACAAGCAAAUGUAUGCAUUAGGCAUGACUGAAUUCUUCAAAAACAGCAUUUGGCAGUUGUGCUUGUUUGUCAACAGCACUGUAAACUACUGCCACCAAAAAUACUGAUUGUUUAAAGAAAACUUGAUGUUUGCAGAGUAACAUCCUCAAGACCUCAUUCUGUGAAGAUCAUUUAGCAAGAAUCCCGUUCCAUACAAGCCAUAAAUGUUUCUGUUUGCUUGUUUUUGUAACCAAAUGCAUCAUAUUUGUUUGAAUGUUUGUUUCGCUUAUGCAGUUGAUUUGAAUUCUUUGUAAAAUGAACUUGUUAUAUAAUGUAAAUACGUAUUGCAUACAUUUGCUCUUCUUCUGUGGUCUUAUUUGAUGCUUUGCUGCGUCACUUGACAAUCCUCAAAGUAGCAAGAGGUUGGAUGUUGUGCGGUCUAGUGUCAGCAUGAGCUUUAUGAAAAAACAUCUAAUCUGGACUGAGUGAAGCGGUUAAUAUUUAUCUUAUUAAUGAAAAAAGGGAUAUGAAGGAGUCAGAAUUUGAUUCGCCAAGCUAUGCUGCAUUAUUUUUUUGCUUUGCAUGUGCAAUAAGGACAUUUCGACCAAAAAGUUAACAGAUUUUAUUUAUACUGUAUGCUGCAUAGUAAAAAGAUUACAAUGCAAUUUAGAAAAAGCAUAUGGGUUGAUCAAAGAGGUUGAAAGAUCAAACUUUGGAAGGUUUGUGAAGUAGGAAGUGCUAUUUAAUCAGUCAAGUGCUUGAACAUACAAACAAACUUAACUGCAAAUCACUCAAUGCAAAUCCAAAGAUUUGAUUUUGCCUCUGUAAAUAGAUAAAUACAGCUUUCCUCAAAUACUGGACCUGAUACUCCAAAGUGUGUAUACUCUUUGACUGCAUAGCAUGACCACAGCGAGGCCUUUUUGUACAUAGGAAGACUUUUAGUAAUCUGUGCAUGAGACAAGUUGUUUGCUCAAUCAGAACUGGUGAGAAUGAAGGUAGAGCUAGUAUGUGAUUUCCUUUCUUCUAUCUGGGAUUUCUAUUAUGGUUUCAACUAAAUUACUCUUUGGGGUUUUUUUCAAAAUUCACUUGCAUUUUGUUUCCUUUUAGACAAAAAUACUGUGACGGUUUAAUGUAAAUCUGACCUAGAUCAUGACAAACAUGAAGGAUAGUCCAUUUGGAAAUGUGCAAACAUGAACAUGAUGUGAAGUCUCAGACUGUGAAAGAUUUGCCUGGUUUUACCUGACUCUGAACACUCCUGGAAAGGGUGACAAUUUGUUGUGCAUAGUGUGACGUUAAGGGUUUUUGAACCGUGCAUGUCAUUGCUGAAACUGGAUUACUGAACAUAGUUGAUUUUGGGAGAGUAGAACUCCAGGUUUCUACUUGUAUGUAUGUGUGAAUUAUCCCUUUACUGGACAAUAAAUGUGAUAUAACCAUAA